This is a messenger RNA of Penaeus chinensis, 705 nucleotides long. RefSeq lists its product as uncharacterized. NCBI's taxonomy places the organism in Eukaryota, Metazoa, Arthropoda, Malacostraca, Decapoda, Penaeidae. Bases 121 to 705 code for a protein of 194 amino acids. The transcript is spliced from 6 exons. The record is from RefSeq and is a predicted model, not a curated record.
CUUCUCCGCCUCCCCUGCACUCUACGGGAACUCCCCGCGUUGCACUACGAGCGUCGUCGUCCUGAGUCUCUGCUGCCUCUCUUUCUCUCUGUGUGGACGUGGAGCUCCUGAGGAAGCGUCAUGAGGGUUUCUCUGCUGCUGAUCUUCGCUCUCGCGGCUCUCGUGGCGGCCGCUGAGGCGAUAAAAUGCAAGGGCGAGUGCGUGUCCGCCGGCUCGUGUGAAGGGAAGCAGACGAAGGCCGAGUGCGACGGCGCCCAGGUCUGCUGCAUCACCGGAAACAAUGUUGACAUCAAAAGGAACUGCAAAUCCACUCGCAAAUGCGGCAAGCUCAACGGUGAAUGCAGGAAAAAGAGCUGUCUCCCUGGAGAAGUCAAGUUCAAGAACAAGGGCAAGAAGGUCUUCUGUAAGGGCAAGAAGAAGUGCGUUUGCUGUGCCAGAACCUGCGAAAACAAGGGCUUGUGCAACCUUAAGGGCGGUUUCUGUCAGCCCAUAUCCAUGCCUUGCGACGGCACGCUGGAGACUGGCAAACCCUACUGCAAGGCCAACAAGAAGCUGAAGGGAGGCAAAAAGAACAAGUGCGGAUGCUGCAUUCCAACAGUGUUCCGAGAGCCUCCGCUCCGACAACAAUCCCACUGCCUAGCUUCUCCGCCUCCCCUGCACUCUACGGGAACUCCCCGCGUUGCACUACGAGCGUCGUCGUCCUGA